Molecule: messenger RNA, 925 nt
Organism: Glycine soja
Lineage: Eukaryota; Viridiplantae; Streptophyta; Magnoliopsida; Fabales; Fabaceae
Product: DNL-type zinc finger protein-like
Exons: 2
Coding region: 89-655 (188 amino acids)
Biological process (GO): protein folding; protein import into mitochondrial matrix; protein stabilization
Cellular component (GO): mitochondrion
Molecular function (GO): protein-folding chaperone binding; zinc ion binding
Source: RefSeq, a predicted model, not a curated record
GUCGUAGAAAAGAAGAAAAAAAAAAGCUAAAAAAACUCAGAAAGUAGAAGGUCUGGGCAUAACACCACAUUACAUUGGCUUGGGAGCUAUGGCGGCAAGGAUGUUGCAGAGGCGAUUCAUUUCAAUCUUCUCAAGACAAACCCAUCACCCCAUUACUCAAGAAUCUUGGUAUUCUCCUACCAGUGCAAUAUUAAACAGUUAUGGAUUCCAUCAACGGGGGGUCAUGACCCAUACAAAUCCAAUCAAACCUGUCUGUGAAGAUGUAGAGAAUAAUGAAGCAGACACCUUAAAAUCAAGUCCAAACCCAGAUGAAGUUGCUACAUCUAUUAGUGUUAAUGAAACCUCUUCUGUAAAGUUUUCUGCCAAGUCCAGUUUGAAGACAUCCUCAAGGCAUGAUCUUGCUAUGGUUUUCACCUGCAAGGUCUGUGAAACGAGAUCCAUUAAGACGGCUUGUCGCGAAUCGUAUGAGAAAGGUGUAGUGGUGGCAAGAUGUGGGGGGUGUAAUAACCUUCACCUGAUUGCAGAUCACCUUGGGUGGUUUGGUGAACCAGGAAGCGUUGAGGACUUCCUGGCUGCUCGUGGAGAAGAAGUGAAAAGAGGUUCAGUUGACACACUGAAUCUUACAUUGGAAGAUUUAGCUGGAAGGAAACCUUGAAAGAUAGAAUUUGACCAAGUGUAUGUUCUGCAAUAGGGUGUCACUGAGAGUUUGGAAGUGCAAGGGAGGUAACAAUAGUUGGUUUUGUAAACUCGGCUCUUCUGUCUAUAAUUAUGCUAGUAAUAUUAAAAAGCAACAUAUUCAAUGUACUGUUUGCUUUAUCAAUUAUUUUUGGUGCCUGCCAAAGGAAUGUUUUUAGACCAUGAUACACCUUCAUGUGCAAAACUUAGCCAAGAAAGGAAUUUAUGAAAACAUAUUAUUUGAGUAGAA